This is a messenger RNA of Sturnus vulgaris (Common starling), 634 nucleotides long. It is a transcript of the gene CTXN2, whose product is annotated as cortexin 2. NCBI's taxonomy places the organism in Eukaryota, Metazoa, Chordata, Aves, Passeriformes, Sturnidae. The record is from RefSeq and is a predicted model, not a curated record.
CUAAAAUCAAUAGGUAAGAUCUCCUUAAAAAGACAAAUAUAAGAAGUUUUUCCUUUCUGGAAAUAUGCAGAGCUCUCCUGGUGGCAGCAGCGGGGUGGAGUUUCUUGAGCAUCCUGCUUGCCUAGGACACACAUCAGGGUCAGGCCCCUGAGCAACGCGAGGAGCACGGGCAGAUCUCCUGUUCACUGUGCCUCUCAAAAUGGCAGGGCAAAGAAGCAAUAGAGGUGAAAAUCCCACAGAGCCACCAGGAUGUGAUGCCCAAUGAUGAGCAGUAAUUACUGCAGCAACACUUCAGCCAGCAUGAGUGUCAACGAAAUGUCCGCCUUCCCUCUGACUUUAGAACAAAAAACUGGCUUUGCCUUUGUGGGGAUUUUGUGUGUUUUCUUGGGACUUCUAAUUAUCAGAUGCUUCAAAAUCUUGCUAGACCCCUACAGCAGUAUGCCUUCUUCCACAUGGGAAGAUGAAGUUGAGGGGUUGGAUAAAGGGACAUUUGAAUAUGCUCUUGCAUGAAAACUCACAGAAUAUCCUGCCUUAAAUUUGAUAUUGAUUUCAUUCUGGAAACCAAUUAUUGUUACAUUUGUUAUACAUACCUGCAUUUUGGAGAUAUGUUGGUGGCAUCCAUUUUGUUAAAUAA